Scatophagus argus is the source of this 8261-nucleotide messenger RNA. It is a transcript of the gene kcnh5b, whose product is annotated as potassium voltage-gated channel, subfamily H (eag-related), member 5b. The transcript is spliced from 13 exons. Lineage: Eukaryota; Metazoa; Chordata; Actinopteri; Scatophagidae. The coding region runs from base 1572 to 4457 and encodes 961 amino acids. Gene Ontology annotation, cellular component: membrane. Gene Ontology annotation, biological process: potassium ion transmembrane transport; regulation of membrane potential. The record is from RefSeq and is a predicted model, not a curated record. Gene Ontology annotation, molecular function: voltage-gated potassium channel activity.
AAAAUCGUUUUGUUACCGUUAAAUUACUAGACUAACGUAGGGCUGAAUUUGGACUUUUAUUUACCUUUUUCGCACGUUAAAACACGAGCACAGAUGCGCUCUUAAUAAGACGGAACGCAACUUUGCUGUUAGCACGUAAACACUGAGGUACGCAGACAUCGCGAGGUUUCGUUGAUCUGCCAAGCGGCGCAUGUUCGGUCGAGCUUGUGCGCCUGCGCCAACGCUGUUAGCUCAGCGGCUAAAGCGAAGGUGUCGACUUAAAAACGUAUAAAUAACGUCUUUUCAAACCAGUUUGCGCUGUCGAGAUUUCCGGAGCCAUUUUAUGUUUUAUGUUUCAGUUGUUUUUUAAGUUUUAAAACAAGUCGCCAGCUGCUUCAGUUGUUUAUCAGAAAGCUGCAGCGCUGUUUCACUGAAGAAACUUCACCUGACUUUCCUUCAGCAUGGGACACAUUGGCAAUACAACUGAGACGUGUGUGCAGUAGCUGAGUCCCUCAGCUCUGCUGUUUCCAGCCUCACCUCAGUCCUGCCUGCUGACGUGAUACACCAGCUUCAGCACCGCCACACGUCCUGCAGCGUGGACAGGACGACCCGAGUCAGGCCUGGCGUUGGAGGCUUGUCGUGGGCAGUGCUGGUGGAGGUUGGUUAGAUCAUUGCUUUGAUAUUGGAUCUCCUUCCCUUUUUCAGGACCUGAGAGGGACGGGCAGCUCUGGUGAGAGCUGGACUAAUAAAUUCAGAGAUCAAUAAGGAGGGAUGCAGCUACGUCUCCCUCCAGAUGUGGAGGCGGUGCAUUGAUCAGCGCUGAGGCGGGAGGGGGUCAUUACCUCCAUCCCUGUCUCUCCCUGCUCUUCCCUCUCCAAAUGAGGGCUCAGUGUCGCCCCCCCGCUGCCUUUGAGGUCCGCCGUGUGACAUUUCCUCCUUCCUACUCGAUGAGCAGCAGAGCGGGAAAGAACUGCUGUGCAGACUGAGAGCUGCGGGAACAGAAAUCCUCGUUGCUUUGGUCGCUCGUCUUGUUCUGUCCGUGAGGUGAUUUGCGCGCGUCUCUUCGGAGCAUCUAGGAAACGUUUGUCAUUGGCUGGCGUGCGGCUCGCUGCGAGGCCGCUGGCCGCGAGCGCACGUUCCGCAUGAGCGAAGUCGACCCGCCUGCUGAAUGCUGAUUGGGCAUAAUUGGGGGUUAGCGAUGCGGUGUAAUUAGAGUGAUUACAGUCAUCAAAUCCCCGUGGAGAGUCUCCUCGCUGUCCGUGAUGCACGUCCUCUAGUUGUGUUGAGUGAAAAACUUUCCCUCCAGCGCGCGCGCGCACACACACACACACACACACACACACACACACACACACUCACGUUAAACCUAAUUGUGACUCUGUAAGUAUUGACACUCAAAAAACUCUUUGAAAGUACUUUCCAAAUAUUCAUGUUCCCAAAAUGCUGUAACCAUUAAGGUCCAGAUCUCUGGGACUCGUGUCUGUGCGGUCAGGAGGACUCAGACUCUGGGAUUAACACGUUCACGUGUUUAUCAGAGACCAGCUUCCUCCUGGGAAACGCCCAGAUCGUCGAAUGGCCUGUAGUUUACAGCAAUGACGGAUUCUGCAAGCUGUCUGGCUUCCACAGAGCUGAGGUCAUGCAGAAAAGCAGCACAUGCAGGAAGUCCAGUGUGGUUCUACAUGCAGGUGGCUCCCAUCAGGAACGAGAACGACAAGGUGGUUCUGUUCCUCUGCACCUUUAAGGACAUCACCCUCUUCAAGCAGCCCAUCGAAGACGAAACCACAAAAGGAUGGACCAAGUUUGCUCGGCUGACGCGGGCGCUCACCAACAACCGCAACACGCUGCAGCAGCUGGCUCCCAUAGGCAAACAUGAAGUCAGCCAUAAACAGUCCAGACUGGCAGAGGUUUUGCAGCUGAACUCAGACAUCCUCCCGCAGUACAAGCAGGAGGCCCCCAAGACGCCUCCCCACAUUAUCCUUCACUACUGCACCUUCAAGACCACCUGGGACUGGGUCAUCCUCAUCCUCACCUUCUACACGGCCAUCAUGGUGCCCUACAACGUCUCCUUCAAGACCAAGCAGAACAACAUCGUCUGGCUGGUGCUGGACAGCGUGGUGGACGUCAUCUUCCUGGUGGACAUCGUCCUCAACUUCCAUACCACCUUCGUGGGGCCCGGCGGCGAAGUUAUCUCCGACCCCAAGCUCAUCCGCAUGAACUACCUGAAGACCUGGUUCGUCAUCGACCUGCUGUCCUGCCUGCCCUACGACAUCAUCAACGCCUUCGAGAACGUCGAUGAGGGCAUCAGCAGUCUGUUCAGCUCUCUGAAGGUGGUCCGCCUGCUGCGCCUGGGCCGGGUGGCCAGGAAACUGGACCACUACCUGGAGUACGGUGCAGCUGUUCUGGUCCUGCUGGUCUGCGUGUUCGGACUGGUCGCUCACUGGCUGGCUUGCAUCUGGUACAGCAUUGGAGACUACGAGGUCAUCGACGAGACCACCAACGCCAUCAAGAGGGACAGCUGGCUCUACCAGCUGGCUAUCAGCAUCGGAUCGCCUUACCGCUACAACGCCAGCGGUUCUGGCCAGUGGGAGGGCGGCCCUGGCAAAGACUCCCUGUACAUCACCUCCCUGUAUUUCACCAUGACCAGCCUGACCACCAUCGGCUUCGGCAACAUCGCCCCCACCACCGACGGGGAGAAGAUCUUCUCUGUGGCCAUGAUGAUGGUGGGAUCUCUGCUCUAUGCCACCAUCUUUGGAAAUGUGACCACCAUCUUCCAGCAGAUGUACGCCAACACCAACCGCUACCACGAGAUGCUCAACAACGUCAGGGACUUCCUGAAGCUCUACCAGGUGCCCAAGGGGCUGAGCGAGCGCGUGAUGGACUACAUCGUCUCCACCUGGUCCAUGUCCAAAGGCAUCGACACGGAGAAGGUCUUGUCCAUCUGUCCCAAGGACAUGCGGGCCGACAUCUGCGUCCACCUCAACAGGAAGGUGUUCAACGAGCAUCCUGCCUUCCGGUUAGCCAGUGACGGCUGCCUGCGCUCGCUAGCGGUGGAGUUUCAGACCACCCACUGUGCUCCCGGUGACCUGAUCUUCCAUGCCGGAGAGAGCGUGGACACCUUGUGUUUCGUUGUGUCUGGGUCACUAGAGGUCAUCCAGGAUGACGAGGUCAUCGCCAUCUUAGGCAAAGGCGACGUCUUUGGUGACGUCUUCUGGAAGGAAACCACGCUGGCGCACGCGUGUGCUAACGUCCGAGCGCUGACGUACUGCGACCUGCACGUCAUCAAGAGGGAAGCUUUGCUCAAGGUGCUCGAGUUCUACACGGCCUUCGCCAACUCCUUCUCCAGAAACCUCAUCCUCACCUGCAACCUGCGCAAGCGGAUAAUUUUCCGCAAGAUCAGUGAGGUAAAGAAGGAGGAAGAGGAGAGGCAGCGAGCGAAGAACGAGGUGCAGCUCACCAUCCCGCAGGACCAUCCCGUCCGGAAGCUGUUCCAGAAGUUCAAGCAGCAGAAGGAGCUCCGCAACCAGGGAGCUGCAGCGGCCUCUCAGCUGGACCUCGAGAAGAACCAGCUGCAGGUGGAGCAGCACCAGCACCAGCACCUGCACCCCCACAGCCUCCAGCUGGGCCACUCCAGCCUGCAACACUCCCUGCCACUCAGCCUGCAGCGCCCCCCCUCCUCCAUGCAGAACGGGGCUCCGCCCAGCAGCAGCGUGCUGACCGUGUCUCAGGUCACGCCCAUGCAGAGCUCGCUGGCUUACAGCCAUCCCAGCGAUCCUCCCGCCAAGCAAAACAACUGUGACAUCAUGGAGCUGCAGCCCAGCUCUGCUGGCGGGGGAGGUGAGCAGACUGUCAGGCUCAAAGUCAGCACCAGUCCUGCACUGGGGAAGCCGGCCCUCAAGGCCAGCGGCUGGAUGCGCCUGAAAAACAACAUGGCUCCAGCAGAGGCCAGGAAGGAGGGGCUGAACAACAACGUGAAGGCUGUGUCUGUGGAGAUGCUCUCUCAGGAGGGUAAAGGACAGGAAGCAGGAAGGAGUGGGGAUGUAGAGGAGGGUGGGGUGUCCAGCAACAAUCCGCUACGCAAGACUGACUCCUGUGACAGCGGCAUCACCAAGAGUGAGCUGCGGAUCGACCGGGCGGGGGAGGCGCGGACCCCCGCUUCGGUCACCCCCCUCCUCCACAGCCCUCUCCCUGCAGGAAUGGGGUCGCCUCACCCUUUCUGCCCCAUCCCUGAGCAGGCUCUGCAGGCCGCCCUGCACGAGACUCGGCUCGAGCUCCGCGGGGAAAUCCAGACUCUGGGAGGCCGUCUGGGCGCCCUGGAGAGUCAGGUAGCUGAAAUUAUCAAACUGCUGUCGGACAAGAAGCGGCCGUCCACGGGGACGCCGUCUGCCUCCACCACACCCAAAACCAAAAUCCAACGUCAGGACAUUUUCACCGUGUCCAGGCCUGUUUCUCCAGACUCAGAGAAGGACGACGGGCUCUGAAGGGAGCCAACCAGCGGUGUAGAGAGUGGAAUGGAAUACACAGUGAUCACAUGACACAUGAUCGAUGAUCACACUUAUCAGUUCAAGGUUACACUUGUUUUUGGCAUCCAGCUCUGACGGAUCCGGCUACGCCUCUGGUCUCAAAACUGGCUCCUUUAACUUUUGCACACUGACUUCAAUCUCCAGGACACAAAAGAGUCCACACUCCACAGUGGCCUGGGUCCCGUUCUUCUGAUUGUACAUACCUCUCUAUGCAUGUCCAGCUGGAUUCUGGCCUGCCAAAGAAACAACUGAACGUACUUAUUUGCCUGUAUAUUAUGCAGUUGACUGCAUGCAAAUCGAAUUUAAAGAGAACUGACUGAUUUUAUUGAGCUCCACUGUACAUAUGAAUAUUUUUCAUUGAUAAUUUACUAUGUGGACAUUCAGGGUUUGCAUACUGGUAGCACUAUAAACAUUGACUAACAAAGGGUUUACUGGUAAAGGGAUGGUGCAUGGAUUAUUCAUAAGCAGAGAAGCUGAAAGGGAUGGAGGUUUAUUUUUUCCUUUGCCUGUGAGAUGAAAUAGAAGUUUGAUUCUGCUCUCACUUCGCCUUCUGUGUCGAAGCAGCAUCCCUAAACGCAGGGAGAUCAUUUUCUUUUCGCUCCAGUUUUGCUUCUUAUAAUAAUUUCUAUUUUCGAUUACAGAAACGUCCUCUGUUUGAUGUCCAGUAAACCCUCGAGUAGAAUCCUCCUUGUGUCUAUGCACCGCUCGGGUACACUGCUAGAAUACUCUGAAUCUCACAACUUUGUUUUCACGUCAGUAAUUGAAGGAGGUUUUGUGUUUUUUUGUCCCAUUCCUCUGCAUGAAUCAGGGAUGGCAGAAUGCACUUUGGGUAAAGCUGGGAUGACAAGAAGGCUUUGGGGAAGUAACACAGAGUUUAGUUCACAUAAAAGUCCACUCAGCACAGUGACAUGUAAUCCCACAGGCCCAGCAGCACACACGGCAGUCUUAACCAGCGAGCGUCUCACUGAAGCCCGCUCUGAAUUCCAUUAACGACAGCAGCUUCGCCGCAGAAAGCUCGAGUAAUAAAAAAUGGAAUACUGUACUUUUUAUGAUAUCAUUUUUCUAAAUCUGCAUGCAAAGGAGUAGUUUUAUGCUCCAGAGUGCGUACAUAUAUCUAUAUAUAUGAGUGUGUGUCAUGCAUACGGUACACGUGUGCCGGCGUCUCUCGAUGUGGACCCUGACGGCCCAGAAGGCACAUCAGUCAGGAUUCGUCAGUAGUUUUUUCAGGUCUUGUGAGAAUCCGACGCCGUUCCUCCUCACCCUGCAGCGCUCAUCCCAUGACACUCACCGUCAAAGUGAGGCAGAACGUUCGUGUACGGCAGCCAUCAUAGGAGCCUCAGACAGUUUGAAAAGACUAGAUUCAUGCCGUUCCAGCUUCAUUACAGUAUCUGCACUUUGAGCGAACGGACGGGUGCCAGAAAACAGGCUGCUGUGAAUCUUCUGGCGUCCAUGUUGGAGGUCAUAAGUUAACAGCUUGUUGUCAGCAGUCAAGGCGUAACAAAAUGGUGUGCAGUUUCUCUCUGUUGAAGAAAAGAAAGUCCAAACUAAAACAAAACAUUAGUGUCAUCCACAGGUUAGACUCAAGCAGCUGUCAGCAGGCUGGAAAGGUGAUGAGGAUUAAUAACUUUGUAGUGCUAACUGGCAUAAAACCACACGAGCUGAAGGCGAGUUUAGACAUGAGAUUUCUGUCACAGUAUGUUAAUCAGGAACAUUUUUGAAGAAAUUCACUUUUAAUGGCAUCUGUUGUGCAAAUGAGCACAUGUUAUUUAAAUGUGAAUUUUCUCCUGUUUUCUGAACCGACCCGCCUCGCGUUCACGCUCCCCCGUUCAGCCCUCCAUCCCGCUGCUGUUGGCCGCUGAGCAGAUCCCCUGCCAGCACCAGGGGCAAAGUGCCUCGCUCAGGGGCACCUCGGCAGCAAAGUCACGCCUCUAGCAUGAAUGCAGAUAUUAAUUUAUGUGAGGAUUUCUAUGAUGGCUGCCACUGUGCUGUGUAGAGCAGCACAUGCUUCAUAUCUUUAUCUCUGACCUGUCACUUAUACUGGAAAUCAUGCAAGGCUAUGCAACCUUUGAUGUAACAGUAAAGGCUGAGUCUGAUGACCUUUAUUGUUCUGUAGUGUGUAGUGUCAACAGGAAAGGCAGGAUUAGGCCAAUUAGCAUAUCAGUUUGAGGAGACUGAGGGUUUGUUUGAGUGUGUAGAAAAGUGACAUAUUGUUUAUUUAUAUUUACCAACCAAACGUGACACGUAAACUUACCAAAUGACAAGUAGCAUAAAGUCCCUGUUAACUGCAGUCGGUUCAACACAGCCCACCUUAUCUUUAACCCAGUAGACGAUGUUGUCCUAAACCUAACCAACUUGCUACCCCAGGUCAAAGGUCACAUGAUGAAGGUCACCUGACCUGUUCCUUUCCAGGUCCAGAGCUCUUAAAAUUCCUGACUUGACGUGUGGAAAAAGUGGCGACAUCCCAUGUGUUUUAGAUUAAUGCCAACAUGCUAAGCAGUACCUGCUAAACGUUAGCAUGUCAUCGUGCCAAAACAUCCACGCUAAGCAUCAGCCAGUUUAUAUUCAAAGUUAACAUGUUAACUGCAUCCUGCCUGGAGUCUCUCUGAACAGGCUGAAGCAAACAGACCUUUAAUCACCUUUGUAGACCUCAUAAAUCGAACUGGGAAACUGUAUUUCCGGUGCAGUGUGACAGAAAUAUUCCUCCCCACCUCCUCGUUCUAAAUCUGCUGCAGACCAGUUUGCCCAGCGACGUCACAGCUUGUAUCAGCGUGGAUCUGCAGAUGGUGGUGUGUGAGCGGUUUCUGAUGAGGUUCUUGUAGUUUGACCAAGUGGGCACGACUCCCUGUGGCUCGCUGUCGCUUGGCAGCAGAGGCUCUUCUCUGAGAGGUGUUAAAAGCUUUAGGGGAAAGCAGGAGAUCACUUAGCUGCAGGUACAAUCCGUAAAUUACUCAAUAACGUCACAGAUUUGUCGUAUCCGUCUAAAUCUGAGAGAACCUCUGACUGAUUCUCCUUCCAUGCCGAUCCGUGCUGAUAGUCGCCUGCUGUCACUGGGGCCACAACAUUACAGACCUUGAAGAUUACAGCUAACAGAAGCAGAAGCCAUAACACAGGAAGAGAAACGACACAAUGGGAUCUGUUGAGCACAUCGCAUCUGAAAGUUUCCCUUAAAUCUUUUCUCACACUUCUGGGUUUUUUUCCGAGAUGAGUGGGAUCAAUGCGGUUCUGUUUUUAGAUUAUCCUCGUGUGUUAUAUAAGAACGUCUCUACACUCCUGGUUGAAGCCAGGACCAGAACUUUAGACUGGGAUUCCUGCCAGAAUCUCCUCCCUUCCACUGAGACACACAGCAUGUGCUGAAGGAACGAUGUUAUCACAGCACUGCAGGCGGCUCCAAGUGCUUUUCUGCUUGUGAUGCUAAAAUGGCUGCUUAUGCACUAGUUAAGCUGUGUGGGAAAAUGUCCAAAAAUCAUUAAAAAGAAGGUGAAAAAAAAACUUUAACAUUUUAACAAGUGACUUCAUCAGAUGUCCCCCAAAACUACAAUGUGGAUUAGAGUUGACCCCCAACUUCUGAAAGAAAAUAGUUCCUCCAUGAAACUGCAGACAGCAAAGUCAUCACAACAGAAAUGACAGUAUCAGAUUAUCCUGAAGGGUAACUUCAACACUAACAUCGCUGGAGUCGGGAAUAAUUCAGCCUUUCAGUGUCUUUCAAUGGGAUUUUAGGAAUGAAUCACAGUGAGGCAUGUUGGACUUAAUCUGAAAUAAAAA